GGCGGUGAAUUUGUUUGUUUGGUGAUUGAGCUCAAUUGUUAUGUUUUUAUUGAUCAAACGCUAUUGUGUUUAAAAUUUAGACAAAAGAUUGCAUGUCAGGUUGAUGGUGCAAGAAUAAUGAGUGAACAAGCUAAUGUACCUCGUUAUAUGGCCCAACUCUUGGAAGAGUUGGGAUGGAAUCAAGGGACAAGAAUACCAUUGGCAAAUCCUGAUAAUCAAAACUUAGAAACUUUAUUGAUAUCAAGACAAAAUGAGAUCCAACGUCUCAAAGAAGCGCUUAUACUUCAAAAUCAGAAAUGUGAUGAUCUCAAAAAAUACAAGGACCAUGUUCAUACGGAAUACCAAGAAAAUACGCGUCUUCUAUUUGCACAUAAGCAGCAGUUGGAACAAGAGGUGAAGCUUCGGCAGCUAUCCUGUAACGAGGCAGACCGCCUGGACCGGGAUGUUAUUGACUGUGCCAAGCAGAGCAAGGAUAUUAAUCUGCGCAUAGAUCGCUUACAAACGAACAUUGCCCGUCUGCUAAAGAAGGCGGAUUCUCUCAAGGGCGAAGUGUGCGGCGAGCGAGGCGCGCUGCAAGAGUGGCGGGCCGCGCUCGAGCGGAGCGCCGGCGACAUCUCCGCCAUCGAGCAGUUCACCAAGCAGGACCUGUCUAAAGCUAAGGCUCUGGAGACCAAGCGGCAGAAGUUGAAGCUGGAACAUGAUCGCAUCCACGACCGUCUUGCGCAACUGGUGUCCAACCUCAGUGCUGAGGAAAGGGCAUGCGAGAGAAUCUCUAUUCAGGUAAUGGAAGGUAUGGACCAGAGGAAGCAAAUGAUGACAAUGUGGACCAGCGCCGUUGAGAAUUUAAGACAACGCGAUACCGACAUACGACACAUUAGAGAGGACUACGCAGUACUAGAAGCCGAGGCGAACAACAUCGCGGAACAAUGUCGUGAGCAACAAGCGUUCUGCGACCAACAACGCGGCAACAACUUGGACGCUGAGCGUGAAAACAUGGGCAUGAUGCAGCGCCUCAGCCAGAUGCGCCUCGCCUACCAGGAGAUAACCGACCUUAACACCUCUCUGGACAGCGAGGACAUGGGCAUGAUGCAGCGCCUCAGCCAGAUGCGCCUCGCCUACCAGGAGAUAACCGACCUUAACACCUCUCUGGACAGCGAGGACAUGGGCAUGAUGCAGCGCCUCAGCCAGAUGCGCCUCGCCUACCAGGAGAUAACCGACCUUAACACCUCUCUGGACAGCGAGGACAUGGGCAUGAUGCAGCGCCUCAGCCAGAUGCGCCUCGCCUACCAGGAGAUAACCGACCUUAACACCUCUCUGGACAGCGAGGACAUGGGCAUGAUGCAGCGCCUCAGCCAGAUGCGCCUCGCCUACCAGGAGAUAACCGACCUUAACACCUCUCUGGACAGCGAGGACAUGGGCAUGAUGCAGCGCCUCAGCCAGAUGCGCCUCGCCUACCAGGAGAUAACCGACCUUAACACCUCUCUGGACAGCGAGGUGAGUGCAAUGUACACCUUACUGCGUCCACUCAAGGACCACAAUAUAACGGCGCGAGAACAUGGGCAUGAUGCAGCGCCUCAGCCGCGCCUCGCCUACCAGGAGAUAACCGACCUCAACACCUCCCUGGACAGCGAGGACAUGGGCAUGAUGCAGCGCCUCAGCCAGAUGCGCCUCGCCUACCAGGAGAUAACCGACCUCAACACCUCCCUGGACAGCGAGGACAUGGGCAUGAUGCAGCGCCUCAGCCAGAUGCGCCUCGCCUACCAGGAGAUAACCGACCUCAACACCUCCCUGGACAGCGAGGACAUGGGCAUGAUGCAGCGCCUCAGCCAGAUGCGCCUCGCCUACCAGGAGAUAACCGACCUCAACACCUCCCUGGACAGCGAGGUGAGUGCAAUGUGCACCUUACUGCGUCCACUCAAGGACCACAAUACAACGGCGCGAGGACAUGGGCAUGAUGCAGCGCCUCAGCCAGAUGCGCCUCGCCUACCAGGAGAUAACCGGGUGCCCUCUUAG
Molecule: messenger RNA, 2013 nt
Organism: Ostrinia nubilalis (European corn borer)
Lineage: Eukaryota; Metazoa; Arthropoda; Insecta; Lepidoptera; Crambidae
Product: coiled-coil domain-containing protein 39-like
Exons: 15
Coding region: 118-2013 (631 amino acids)
Biological process (GO): inner dynein arm assembly; epithelial cilium movement involved in determination of left/right asymmetry; cilium-dependent cell motility
Cellular component (GO): axoneme
Source: RefSeq, a predicted model, not a curated record